UCGUCAUUUUCGCGCACGAGUGUCCCCUCCACUAAGCAGUCUUAAGCCGAAACAAGUCGAUUGCUAUCGGAGCUGGUCGGUUUUCGGUUGGCGCACGUGUAUACAGGCUGAUUGUUAUUAGCUACGCAACUGACAACUGUUGAUUCGUACGUCGCGCGUCGUUUACGUUACUGUCUUGUGUUUUUUUUACCAAGUAUCUUAAGUUAUUUUAAUUUUUUUUUUGCGCCAGUGUUUGCGUUCUGUUUUAUUUUGACUGUCUAUUGUGUACGUUAAUUUAUUUUAUCCAAAAUGAGUCAAGAAGGUAGUGACAACACAGCCAUCCAACAAGGAACUGCCGGUUCUCCAAUGAAAAAAAACCCUCGUGGAAAAUUUGUUGGAUCUGGUCAAAAAAUGAUGAUUGUCAAUUUGUAUAAAACCAAAAUUGCACAACAAUCAAGUGGAGAUGGGCCAAAAUUGACGGCGAAAGAAAUGAUAAAAAAAAUAUCCGAAGAAUGUGGUAUCGGACAACGGACUGUGAGCAUUGCUCUGUCAGAAUAUCGCAACAAAGGAAUCGUGACAUCGCCAAACAAGACCAAAAUUAGACCGAAAGUGACAGAUAAAAUUGACGAGUUCAACCAAAAUGCUAUCAGACAAAAAGUACAUCAGUUUUGGCACAACCGUGAAAUCCCGACAUUAAAUAAAAUUUUAACAGCAAUAAACGAAGAUGAUAGUUUGCCGGAUUUUUCAAAAAUGUCUUUGUACCGAGUACUAAAACAUCUGAAUUUUGAAUAUGUUCGUAAGUCUCGGAAUAGCGCGUUAAUUGAACGCAAUGAUAUUGUAUGUUGGCGUCGAAGAUAUUUGGAAAGCAUUAAGCAUUACCGUCAGUUGGGUAGACCAAUAUAUUAUUUGGAUGAAACCUGGGUAAACGCAGGUGAAACUACAACACGUACAUGGGUGGACAAUACAGUGCAAUCGACAAGGGACGCAUUUCUACGGGGCCUUACAACAGGACAAAAGGCACCGUCUGGUAAGGGUAAGCGGCUCAUUGUUGUGCACAUCGGGUCAUCAGACGGCUUUGUUGCUGGCGGUCUCCUAUGCUUCGAGUCGAAAAAAAAUACACAAGAUUACCAUGACGAAAUGAACGGUGAUACUUUUUACGAGUGGUUCAACAAGAUUUUACCAUUAUUGAAUGAAAAUGCCGUGAUCGUCAUGGACAAUGCGUCUUAUCAUUCGGUGAAGAUGGACCCAUGCCCCGUUAUCUCCUGGAAAAAGGCAGAUAUUAUCAACUGGCUCGAAAAUAAAGGUGAGGUAGUUGAUCAUACAAAAGUUAAAUCCCAAUUAUUGGAACGUGUUCAAGUUUUAAAGCCACAAUACGAUCUAUAUGUAAUAGAUGAAUUAGCGAAAGCUGCUAAUAAAACGGUGUUACGUUUGCCCCCAUAUCACUGCGAAUUAAACCCAAUAGAACUCGCGUGGUCAUCGGUAAAAAAUUAUGUCCGUAUGAAUAAUACGACAUAUAAAUUACCAGAUGUUCGUAAACUAUUGGAAGAAGGCGUAGAACGGGUUACUCCAGGUAUGUGGGAAAACUUUGUUUCCCAUGUGAUAAAAGAAGAAGAGAAAUUUUGGAAAAUUGAUGUUGUAUCUGAUCAACUUCUGGACGAAGAACAAGGAUCACAUGUCUUAACGAUUACAGGUGACACAAGUUCAGACUUCGAUUCCGAUUAAAUCAUUUGACAAUAAAAAACAUUUAUUAUAAAAUGAUUUAAUUUGAAUUCAGUUUAUAUAUAUUUUUAAUUAUGACUAUAUUACUGCAGUAUUAUUUAUUAUUUGUAAAAAUUGUUGUACAUAUUGUUUUUAAAUCAAUCGUAAGAUUUUGUACAUAUUAUAUAUUUUUUAAUUAAUAUUUUGACUAUAUUACUGCAGUAUUAUUUAUUAUUUGUAAAAAUUGUUGUACAUAUUGUUUUUACAAUACAAUUAAUAAAAUACUUAUUUACAAUUUCAUAACCAAAAAAAAAUUUUUUUUUGCUCCAAAUACGCAUCAACUGAUAUACGUGAAUACGUGAUUGCGCGAGCGCGUAAUAGUUUAAUUGUUUGAGCCGCUGUAUACACUAAUCAGCUGACUUUCGUAUGCGUUCUCUGGUGGUAUGGUGGGAGAAAUUUGGCCUCGGAACGACGGAGCGCGAUCAUUUGGAUGCGC
Messenger RNA from Rhopalosiphum padi (bird cherry-oat aphid), 2173 nucleotides. RefSeq lists its product as uncharacterized. The coding region runs from base 289 to 1701 and encodes 470 amino acids. Gene Ontology annotation, molecular function: nucleic acid binding. NCBI's taxonomy places the organism in Eukaryota, Metazoa, Arthropoda, Insecta, Hemiptera, Aphididae. The transcript is spliced from 2 exons. The record is from RefSeq and is a predicted model, not a curated record.